This is a messenger RNA of Ilyonectria robusta, 270 nucleotides long. RefSeq lists its product as uncharacterized. The annotation marks the transcript as partial. The transcript has a single exon. NCBI's taxonomy places the organism in Eukaryota, Fungi, Ascomycota, Sordariomycetes, Hypocreales, Nectriaceae. The record is from RefSeq and is a predicted model, not a curated record.
CGUACCUCAGCCCUAGUCCUGAAGGGCGAGGGAUACACUAGGGACGAGAUCUUCAAGAUUACAGGCAUCUUACCAAGUCGAUUGACCUGCCUAUUCCGAAAAGCCAGGGAGAAAGGAUGGGUAGAAGGGCAGCUAGUGCUUGAGGCGUACGUUAUUGACCGUCCCCGAUCUGGAAGACCGCUGCUGCUCGUAGGGGACAUCGCUGCCCAGACGAUAGCUAUUAUCACUAAGAAUAGCACUACGAGGGAAUAUUCACGUCACGAUAUUGCU